Messenger RNA from Chrysochloris asiatica (Cape golden mole), 1263 nucleotides. RefSeq names its product SH2 domain containing 2A (gene SH2D2A). NCBI's taxonomy places the organism in Eukaryota, Metazoa, Chordata, Mammalia, Afrosoricida, Chrysochloridae. Gene Ontology annotation, cellular component: cytoplasm. The record is from RefSeq and is a predicted model, not a curated record.
AUGGAGCUCCCCUUUGCUCAGAUAAGUCCCCAAGAUUUGACUAGCAGGAGCUGCCAGGACUUGGACAUGCUUCUGCAGCCCAGAUCCCAGACUCUGGAGGCCGAAGAGACCCAGCCCAGCCCCAGGGCUCUGGCUAUCAAGGCUUUGGUGAGUGGAAACUUGGUGGAAUGCAGCCCCUUCAUCUGCUCCCACCCUUCCUUGGGUGUCUCUCAAUGCCCGGAGGCUGCCUCCAGUUCAGAAGGAGCUGGAAAGGCUGAGGAUGUACUUGGGGAAGAAGGCUUGACCCUACAGGCCGAGACCCGGGCUUGGUUCCAGAAAACCCAGGCCCAUUGGCUCUUGCAACACGGGGCAGCCCCCACUUGGUUCCAUGGCUUCAUCACCCGGAGGGAGGCCGAAAGACUGCUUGAGACCAAGCCUCAGGGAUGCUUCUUGGUGCGGUUCAGCGAGAGCGCCAUUACCUUUGUGCUGACUUACAGGAGCCGGACUUGCUGCCGCCACUUUCUACUGGCCCAGCUCGGGGACGGUCGCCACGUGGUGCUGGGCGAGGACAGCGCCCACGCGCGACUGCAGGACCUGCUGCGACACUACACUGCGUGCCCGCUCAGCCCCUACGGAGAAAAGCUCACCGAACCCUGUGCCCGCCAGACUCCUGAGCCCGCAGGACUUUCCUUGAGAACUGAAGAAACAGACUCUGAAAGCAAAAUCCAGAACCCAAACCCUCAAUAUAGUGCAAUCCUCAAACAAGGACAGGCCUCAACCCCACGGCAGAAAGAAGGGACCGGGGAGUCAAAGGAGAGGUCCCAGCCGCCCAGACCCAAACCUCCCAUCCCGGCCAAACCUCGGCUGUCCCCUGAUGUCUACGCAAGCCCGGCUCCACGACCCCUCCCGGCCCCGCCUCCCAAACCUUCCAAUCCCAUCUACCAGGAGCUUGAUGAGCCCAUAGCUUUCUACGCUAUGGGCCGGGGCAGCCCCGGGGAAGCCCCAAGCAACAUUUAUGCUGAGGUGGAGGGGCCCUCAGGGGGUGAGGGUCCUCAGCCCAUCGUGGGGCAUUUGGGCCUACGGAAAUGCCGGUCCAGGCCUGUCCCAGGAGGCCAGAAUUCAGGUGGCCCACAGUUGCAUUCUGAGAAUUCUAGGACUGGACAAGUUCCACCCCUACCUCACCAGCCCCCGCCUCCUCGGGUAUACACCCUCCCCCACAACCUUUCUAAACAAGUGCUCCAGGAUCAGGAACAGACAUGGCUCCCCCUGGGACCUCCUCAGUAG